Sorex araneus (European shrew) is the source of this 4269-nucleotide messenger RNA. RefSeq names its product NOP58 ribonucleoprotein (gene NOP58). The record is from RefSeq and is a predicted model, not a curated record. The transcript has 15 exons. Lineage: Eukaryota; Metazoa; Chordata; Mammalia; Eulipotyphla; Soricidae. Gene Ontology annotation, cellular component: box C/D methylation guide snoRNP complex; small-subunit processome. The coding region runs from base 207 to 1811 and encodes 534 amino acids. Gene Ontology annotation, molecular function: snoRNA binding.
CAGAAUCCUUGGAGAAGAAGCCCGUUCACGCGUUCUGCAUAGUCUAGCGUGGAACGCUUAGCAACGUGGUUCGGUUCUUUGCGGGAGGCGCGCGCCGUGUUCUUGGCCCGCCCGGGUCGUGCGGGCCUCUGGGGGCCGCAGCCUUGUUUUCCCCCCACCGGUCUAAGUUCGUGCCGGGCGGCGCAGCGCCCUGACCCAGCCUGACCAUGCUGGUGCUGUUUGAAACGUCCGUCGGCUACGCCAUCUUUAAGGUUCUCAAUGAAAAGAAACUUCAAGAGGUUGAUAGUUUAUGGAAAGAAUUUGAAACUCCGGAGAAAGCAAAUAAAAUAGUAAAGCUGAAACAUUUUGAAAAAUUUCAGGAUACAGCAGAAGCACUAGCAGCAUUCACAGCUCUGAUGGAGGGCAAAAUCAAUAAGCAGCUGAAGAAAGUUCUGAAGAAAAUAGUAAAAGAAGCCCAGGAACCCUUGGCGGUCGCUGAUGCUAAACUAGGAGGGGUUAUAAAGGAAAAGCUGAAUCUCAGUUGUAUCCACAGUCCUGUUGUUAAUGAGCUUAUGAGAGGAAUUCGUUCUCAGAUGGAUGGUUUAAUUCCUGGGGUAGAGCCACGAGAAAUGGCAGCUAUGUGUCUUGGAUUGGCACACAGUUUGUCCCGAUACCGAUUGAAAUUCAGUGCAGAUAAAGUGGACACAAUGAUUGUUCAGGCAAUUUCCUUGUUGGAUGAUUUAGAUAAAGAAUUAAACAACUACAUUAUGCGGUGUAGAGAAUGGUAUGGCUGGCAUUUUCCUGAAUUAGGAAAGAUUAUUUCAGAUAAUUUGACAUACUGCAAAUGUCUACAGAAAGUUGGCGAUAGGAGGAAUUAUGCCUCGGCCACACUUUCUGAAUUACUACCUGAGGAAGUUGAAGCAGAGGUGAAGGCGGCUGCAGAGAUAUCUAUGGGAACAGAGGUUUCAGAAGAAGAUAUUUGUAACAUUUUGCAUCUGUGCACUCAGGUGAUUGAAAUCUCAGAAUAUCGAACCCAGCUCUACGAAUAUCUACAAAAUCGAAUGAUGGCCAUUGCACCCAAUGUCACAGUCAUGGUUGGUGAAUUAGUUGGAGCACGACUUAUUGCCCAUGCAGGUUCUCUCUUGAAUUUGGCCAAACAUGCCGCUUCUACCGUACAGAUUCUUGGAGCAGAAAAGGCACUCUUCAGAGCCCUCAAGUCUAGACGAGAUACUCCUAAAUACGGGCUCAUUUAUCAUGCUUCACUUGUAGGCCAGUCAAGUCCCAAACACAAAGGAAAGAUUUCUCGAAUGUUGGCAGCCAAGACUGUUCUGGCUAUUCGGUAUGAUGCUUUCGGUGAAGAUUCCAGUUCUGCCAUGGGAGUUGAGAACAGAGCCAAAUUAGAGGCCAGGUUAAGGAGCUUGGAAGAUAGAGGGAUACGGAAAAUUAGUGGAACAGGAAAAGCUUUAGCAAAAGCAGAAAAAUAUGAACAUAAAAGUGAAGUGAAGACUUAUGAUCCAUCUGGUGACUCUACACUGCCAACCUGUUCUAAAAAACGCAAGAUAGAACAAGUAGAUACAGAAGAAGUUACUGAAAAGAAAGCUAAAAAACCCAAGAUUAAAAUUAAAGUUGAAGUGGAGGAGGAGGAAGAGGAGGAAGCAGCAAUGGUAGUGGAAGAAGAACAGGAAACAUCUGUGAAAAAGAAGAAGAAAAAAGACAAAAAGAAACACAUAAAAGAAGAACCAGUUUCUGAUGAGGAGCCAUGCACCAGCACAACUGUUAUUAGUUCAGAGAAAAAGAAGAAAAAGAAAAAAAAGAGAGAUGAUGAGGACUAACGGAAGGGAACCAUAAUUGAAUUCACCUGGAUACAUCAUGCUUAGGAUUAUCAGGAAUGCACCAGAGAUACUCUGCAGUAAUCUAAGGGAGACUGGAGAAAACAAAAUGAUUGUGUAUAUUUGUCACAUGGCAUAAACUGCUAACUUUAAUAUAUCAUUUCUUAGAGUCUUUGUUAUACAAAUAAAAAUAUUUUCUUUGUAUUUUAAGGCAGUUCUGUGAUCUCUUUAUAUUAGGUAGAAAAUCCUCGGUCCUUUUUUUAUAUUUUAUCUAGCUUUGAAGAUCAUUGUUUUGCUAGUUGUGAAUGGUUGACUUGAAAUGGCUGUUUUGUAGGCAGUGACUCCAUGAACCAUUUUAAGAACCUCACUGUUUCUCUUGCCUUUUUGGACUGCCUUUCAUUUCCUCCUUAAUAUUUUGUGUUUACUAAAUAAAACUGUUUUGUGUUUAAGAUUUAAAAGUAAGUGAGCAAAACGUAUUAGUGUAUCUUCAAAAAGAAAAAACAUUUGUGGAUAAAGUUACUCUUUUUCAUAGUUUUAAAACGUAUCAAAAUUACUAUACUCUAAGCCCUGAUUUGCUUCUAAAGAAAUCCAAACUGACUUUUUAAAAGGUAAUGCUUGGCUGAAGAGAGAUAGUACAGCUGGUAGGGUGCUUGCCUUGCACACAGCUGACAUGGGUUCGAUCCCCAGCAUCCCUUUAUGGCCCCUAAGCAUAGGAGUUAUUUCUGAGCGCAGAGCCAGGAGUUAGCUGUGAACACCACAGUGUGUGGCCCAAAAACAAACAAAAAGGCAAUACAAAUGAUUUUUACAGUGUAAAGAUCAAGGGGGAAAAGGGAAAAGAUAAGCUAGAAAAAUAUAGGAGUGAGGUUAUAAACCAGUGCAGAAUAUAAAAGCUUUGUUACUAAAAGAAAGCUUUUAUUGUGUGAACAGUUAAUGUGAUUGAUCUGGUUGAUAGACAUCAUAACAUUCACAGGACUUAAAUGUGGUUUUUAAAUCAUAUCUGUGUAUGCUACAGGCAUACACAUACUGAGUUUUAGUUCUAGGCAUACUAAAGUAUCAAUUUAGCGGACUGAAGAGGUAGCAUGGCAGAUAGGGUGUUUGCAUUACAUGCAGCUGACCUGGGUUUUAUCUCUGGCAUCCUAUAUAUUCCAUUAAACCCCACCAGGAGUAAUCCCUGAGCACUGCCAGGUGAGGCCCAACAGACAGUUUAAGCAUUGUCUUCCUCUCCAGUGGAUGGGGUGGGGCAACAAUAAUAUCCUUGGGCGUAAUUGGAGGGUUCUUUGUUCACUUAAUUUUUCUGAAUAAAGAGGUUAGUAGGGCAAAUUAGUUGGGAAAGCUUUCAGUGGUAAAAGUAUCAACUGAAACGUCAAAUCACAGAGCUCUCCUUUCGACUCCCCCACCCUAUAACCCGCACACCUGAUUUUUAAGUAAUGCUGGGAAUCAAAGCCAGGGCCUCACAUGCAAGGCAGGCAUUCUGUCACUAACCCUACAGUCCCCAGUCCCUCAGUGCUUCAGUUUACUAAAUUUGAAAUGUCAAUUUUCCCUUUUUAUAGACUGGUUGGUUUAUAGAAAAAUUAGUAAAUUUACAUAGAUGUAAAUUCACUUCAAGUUUAGAUAUUUUGAGGUAACUGCAUGAAGUUACAUGUACACCAUAAGCAUAAUUCUGUAAUGAAAUUGAUUAUUUUUGCUCCCUAGGAGGAUGUUGUCAUUUGUAUCUCUUCACAGUAUCCAGGCACAUUCUUGAUUUGUGACAGAAACAGAUUUUUUUACCCUGAAAGCGUUGUAUGAAAGUGGCCCUUGCUGUUAAUAAAGUACCCCUGGUUGAUUUCAAUAGUCUACAGGUCUGGGAAAAACCUUGAAUCUGGGUUACCGGCUGCCCUAAGUACUGAAGUCCUAGCUAUUUAAAACUCUACCCAAGGGCCAGAGAGAUAGUACAGUGGUUAAGGCACUUAGCUAGCAGACAAUUUUCUAUUUUUAAUUUUGGUUUUGGGGGCCGUUCUCGGUGGUGAUCAAGACAUCUAGGAACCGAAAGGCAUGCAUGUAAGGCAUAUGCUAACCCACUGAAAUGUCUCUCUGGCCUCUAUUGUCUAUGUGAGAAACACCAAACUUGAAGCAGGUUAAAAAAGCAAGUAAACUAGUAAUAAAACAUCUUAGGAAAACAAAGAAAACCCCAAACUUGCAAAUGACAACAUUUCCUUCUUCAGUUAACUAAAAACUUGACAGAAUGUGCUGAAUCAGUGUCUAAACCAGGCUCACCAUUUCUUUUCUUUGGAGUACUUCUAGUUUUGAUGGUCUUUAUGUUGCUGUUUCAUUAUAAACAAAACUACUGAAUACCUUUGUUUAUAUUCAUGUACUUGUGUUCAUAUAGGAUAAAUUUCUGUGUCAGGGAUUAAGUGUAAAAUAGUGCCAGUUUGCCUUCAAAAUAUUCUAAUUUGCAUAUUAAAUUCAGUAUUGCUAAGAGAAA